CGUGUAGGACCUAUUAAGGCGGCUGCGGCGUAAACCCUCCCACGAAGCGACUCGGCAACGCUCGCAGCCGCCAACCGAUGGCUCUCCGGCGCCGCUCCCUGCGCGGGCUUCGCCACCUGCACACCGCCGCCGGUCCGAUCCUGUGGAGCCACGCAGCUGAGGAAUCCGACUUGCCAUCAUCGACCGUGCAGGUCCUGUCUUGGGGCCGCGGCGCAUCCGGCCAGCUUGGCGGCGGCAAGGAGGAAACCCGCUUGUACCCUUCCUCGGUGGCCACCCUCCGCCUCCCUCCCGAUUUCCGCCUUGCCCCCGUUCAAGGCUGCCUCCCUUCUCCGCCGGUUGGGUCCGCCGCCGACGCGAAAGUUGAAGUGGGGGUCUCGUGCGGGCUCUUCCAUUCCGCUUUGCUCGUGGAUGGGAAGUUCUGGAUGUGGGGAAAGGGUGAUGGUGGGAGGCUCGGGUUCGGUGACGAGAACACCGUCUUCGUUCCUACCUUAAACCCUAAUCUUGAAGGUGUUCGGAGUAUUGCCCUUGGUGGGAUCCACUCAACCUCCCUUACCCGCUCCGGAGAGGUCUUCACGUGGGGUUAUGGUGGGUUCGGAGCCCUUGGGCAUUCAGUUUAUCAUAGAGAAUUGCUGCCUCGAGCUGUAAAAGGUUCUUGGGAGGAAAAUAUUACGCAUCUUGCGACUAGUGGAGCCCAUACUGCUGCUAUUACUGAAACUGGUAAGCUUUUUACUUGGGGUCGUGAUCAAGGAGAUGGUAGGCUGGGACUUGGUAGUGGUGGAGGCCCAGGUGAAGCUGGUUCUUUUUCCAUCCCUUCCAAAGUAAAUGCACUACCUGUCCCUGUCACAGCAGUCAGUUGUGGUGGUUUUUUUACGAUGGCACUUACUUCAGAUGGUCAAAUAUGGAGCUGGGGAGCAAAUUCAAAUUAUGAACUAGGGAGAGGCAAUAAUGUCAGUGAUUGGAGACCACAGACUAUUCCAAGCCUUAAAGACACUCGCAUCAUUCAGAUAGCCAGUGGUGGUUAUCAUUCUUUAGCUUUAACUGAUACCGGUAAAGUUCUUUCGUGGGGCCACGGAGGUCAUGGUCAAUUGGGUCACCCUUCUGUUCAAAACCAGAAAGUACCACUUGGCAUCGAGGCUUUGGCUCAGGAGCAUGUCGUGCAUAUUGCGAGUGGAGGGUCAACCUCAGCUGCUGUUACAGAUAAAGGUAAGUUAUUCAUGUGGGGAAAUGCAAGAGAUUGUCAGCUAGGUGUUCCCGGUCUGCCAGAAUUCCAAAAACUGCCCGUUGAAGUUAAGUUCCUGAUGGAGGAUGAGGACUUGGGUCCGCACCACGUGAUUUCAGUUGCAGUCGGUGCAUCUCAUGCGAUGUGCUUGGUUUUGAGGCAGAAUGCCCCUCUUGCAAAACUUUGAAGACAGGCAUUAUGGAUGCUCUCAUGUAGAAGAAAUAAGCUUGGUGGAAGAGAACAAGUAGGGUUAAGAGUCCAGCCUAGUACUCAACAUGCGGCAGCCUCGAGAAUAUGCAUCACAAGGAACUGCAUAAAACAAGGAAUGUGUUUUGGGGAAGCAAUAGAUAGAGAAUAACCUCCGUUGGUCUUUUCUUCUAAUUUAUUGUCGCGUUAACAUAUCGGAAGUUCCAGCCUUUCGCUUUGAGGAUGUACGAAGAGGUACACUAACAUUUCAACCCAUGUAUUUGGGUAAUAGAGAUGAAGUGAUGAAAUUAUUAUCAUGC
Molecule: messenger RNA, 1725 nt
Organism: Musa acuminata AAA Group (dessert banana)
Lineage: Eukaryota; Viridiplantae; Streptophyta; Magnoliopsida; Zingiberales; Musaceae
Product: RCC1 domain-containing protein RUG3, mitochondrial-like
Exons: 7
Coding region: 78-1406 (442 amino acids)
Source: RefSeq, a predicted model, not a curated record